This is a messenger RNA of Rhopalosiphum maidis (corn leaf aphid), 2457 nucleotides long. RefSeq names its product innexin shaking-B (gene shakB). The record is from RefSeq and is a predicted model, not a curated record. Bases 764 to 1873 code for a protein of 369 amino acids. Gene Ontology annotation, cellular component: gap junction; plasma membrane. NCBI's taxonomy places the organism in Eukaryota, Metazoa, Arthropoda, Insecta, Hemiptera, Aphididae. Gene Ontology annotation, molecular function: gap junction channel activity. The transcript is spliced from 6 exons.
UACAAGUCGUGCGAGUGCCGCCGCCGUGUGUAGCCGACGACGACGACGACGCACAAUAUAUCAUUACAGUGACAACCACGCGACACGAAAUCGUAUCAUUAUUGUAUAUAUAUAAUAUAAUAUUAUAAUAUUAUAGUACACUUAAACGCUGGCGGAUUCGGUUCGGUUCGGCUUAUAGCGCGAGGUCCGCGGUCGUCCGAAUUUUCGACAGCGAUCACCGUCUUCGACCCGGCGACGCGCGUCUACUGAACGUUAUUAUAAUUCAUUAUAUUACACCGGUGUGGAAUUCGACGAUUAUUGUAUUUCUUAUCCGGGGCGUAAGUGCCCUUACUCGGUGUUUCGCGCACCGGAACCGGUUUCUGAGUAAAAGACACAACCCCCGAAACGCGGAUUUCUCCCCGCCGUAGUAUUACCCUGCCGGAAAAAGUGUCAAGCGGAGGAAGGACAAGAAGAAGCGGCACUGUGCCGCCGGCUGGAGGGCGACGAGGACGAGGGCGACGAGCACCGGGGCAGCAAUAGCAGCAUCGCUGUUGCCGUGACCACCACCGCCACCGACAACGACAAUAACGACGACGAAAACAACAGCAGCAGUACCGCGGUGGCCACUAUGAUGUCGGCCGCGAGCGCGGUCGGCGGCGGCCGUGUGCUGGUCGUCGUCGACGUGGACGGCGCUGACAGCGACAGCUGACAGCCUGGACGACUGCGACCGGUGCGGGCAUGCGGCGGUGCUUACGGAUGGGGUGUCCCGCCGGCCCGGUACGCCAUGCUUGACGUGUUCCGGGGCCUGAAGAGCCUGGUGAAAAUCAGCCACGUUCACAUCGACUCGCCCGUGUUUCGGCUCCACUACAGCCUGACCGUGAUGCUGUUGUCCGCGUUCAGCCUGAUCGUCACCACCAGGCAGUACGUCGGAAACCCGAUCGACUGCGUGCACACCAAAGACAUACCCGAGGACGUGCUCAACACGUACUGUUGGAUACACUCGACGUACACCAUCAAGGAGGCGUUCAAGAAGAAGGUGGGUGUCAGCGUCCCGUACCCAGGCGUGGACAACACCCGCGGCAAAGCGGACGACCGCAAGACGUACGGCUACUACCAGUGGGUGUGCUUCUGCCUCUUUUUCCAGGCGAUAUUGUUCUACACGCCAAGAUGGCUGUGGAAACACUGGGAAGGCGGAAAAAUCCGGGCGUUGAUGAUGGACUUGGAUGUAGCCAUUUGCACAGAUGCCGAGAAGAAGCAGAAGAAAAAGAUUCUGCUCGACUACCUGUGGGAGAACUUGCGGUACCACAACUGGUGGACCUACAGGUACUACUUAUGCGAAACGAUGGCGCUUCUGAACGUCGUGGGUCAAAUGUUUAUGAUGAACCGUUUCUUUGACGGUGCGUUUCUGACGUUCGGCGUGGACGUGAUCCGGUUUUUGGAGAGCGACCAGGAAGACCGAGUGGACCCGAUGAUAUUUAUAUUUCCUAGGAUGACCAAAUGCAUUUUCCACAAAUUUGGCGUAUCCGGUGAGGUGGAAACGCACGACUCAAUAUGUAUAUUGCCACUAAAUGCUGUCAACGAAAAAAUCUACGUUUUUCUGUGGUUUUGGUUCAUGAUCCUUGGCGUCUUGUCGGCGGCUGUAAUCGUUUACAGGUUCAUCAUAAUAGUGUCACCGCGAAUGCGCGUGUACCUUUUCUGCAUACGAUUUCGGUUGAUCAAACGGCAGGCAAUCGGAAACAUCGUGCGUCGAUCGAAGUUGGGCGAUUGGAUGCUGUUGUACGUUCUCGGCGACAACGUCGAUUCUGUCGUGUUCAGAGACAUCGUGCACGAUUUGUCGCACCGACUGGAAGCGUACCACAACAAAAACUCAACGGUCAGGACGGUGGACGCGUGACGGCGACGGUGUUAGCCAGUCAACAGUAUAUAUUGUGCUCAAAUCGAUAACGAAUAAACGUAAUAUUUGUUACAGGGUAAACGACGACCGACUUGCACGCGACUAUAUUAUAUGAUGACUGUUAAUGGAUCUCGUCUGCUAUGGCUGCGGAAGAGAAGACUAUAUAUUUUAAUGUAUAAGACGAAGCAGCUGCCAUAUCGGUUGUCUCGGAAAACAAAGGUCGUCAGACAUCAGAACUAACGAACGCGCUUCCUAUAGACUCGUGAAUUGUCGCCCAAACGAAUUGUUAAAAUAAUAUAUAUAAAUUUGUAAUCAUUUGGUUUUAGAAUUUCUGUUGAUGAAAAAAAAAAAUGAAGAACAGCAAUGUAUCAACAAAAAGACGUUUUUUUUUUAUUUUUUUUUUUUUUUUUUGAUAAAUCUCCCAAAAUGGCUCAUAGCUUAUAUUAUGUAAUUGUAAUUGUAAUUAUUAAUAUUAUUUAUGACAAUAUGGUAAUAAUUAGACCCCAAAUAUAUCCCAAUUAAGUAUGAGUAAAUAUUGUUAUUACUAAGAUUUUAUUAUAUAUUACAUAAAAUACUAUUUUAUA